Molecule: messenger RNA, 3882 nt
Organism: Lagopus muta (rock ptarmigan)
Lineage: Eukaryota; Metazoa; Chordata; Aves; Galliformes; Phasianidae
Exons: 2
Coding region: 446-1450 (334 amino acids)
Biological process (GO): viral process
Source: RefSeq, a predicted model, not a curated record
GAGCAGCAGCUGUGGAGCAAGAUAAGCAGCAUGAGAACCAAGGACACCUUUAGAAGAAGAAAGAACGUCUGGCGGCUCUGAUUGGAUAAGCGCCUGUGUGAACAGUUAAAGAGUGUUUUGUAGAAUGCUUUGUUAACAUGUAUAAAUAGAACAGUGCUUAACAAUAAAGUAGACUAACAGCUUUUAACCACGUUGGUGUGCUGUUGUGUCUCCAGCACGUCCUGAGAGUACAGAGACUUCCCCACAUUUGGUGCCCGAACAGGGAUGGCGUGGGACGAUUCAGGGAAGUGGACAACGGCAGGACAGUUGCCACAGAGAGUUGGCACCAACACAAGUGUUUCCGCAGCUGGAAGCUGGCACGGACGUCCCAUCCUACUGAUAGCGCCUGUUGCUCCACUGACUCACCUGGCAGCUUCUCCCUCACGGUGGUCAGGGGUAAUCCGUGAUGCUUUAUUGGAGGGGAAAUGGGAAACGGCUUCUCGAAUCGUGUGCCCAGUGGUAUAUGAUCAGCAGGGUGUGCAACAAGAAUCCCGUGCUUGGAAACGGUUACAAGUGUGGAAAACAGUUACGGAGUACAGCCUUAAAGCCCAAGGUAUCUGAACAAAUUAUUCAAUGGAUUUUUACUGCUGAUGUGAAUAUGCCAAACAACAUAAAAAAUUUGGGUAGAUUGCUAUUAACACCAUCAGAAAAUUUGUUGUUUCUCCAAGAGUGGUCUGAGAGAGCACACUGUGAGGCUGGAAUAGCUUGGCAGCCUGCUGAUUCACUGUAUGGCAUUACAGCAGAAAUGCUGACAGGGAUAGGUCCUUAUGCCUCCUCUGACACACAGUUUUCUUUUGCAGCAGCUUUUCACCACUUGUUGCCUAGACUGGCAUUGGAGGCAAUUUUUGCCAUUCCUGCUGGGAAAAAGGAACUGACUUUUGCCACUGUGUGCCAGGGGGUUACAGAACCAUUUACUGGUUAUGUGGGUCGAAUGUGGGUAGCAAUUCAGGAUAGUGAAUUGCCUGAAGAAACUAAAGAGCAGCUAUUUUGGGUUAUGGUGCAUGAUAAUGCCAAUAACCAUACUAAGGGUAUAUUAGCUACGCUUCCACAGGGAGCCACAGUCAAAAGCGUGUUGCAACAUGUAGCUCAAGUUGAGCAAAUUGCCACCGCUGUGCAAGUGGCUAUGGCUACACCGUCACCAAGAAGGGGCGGGAAUGAGAAGUUUACAUGCUAUCGUUUUGGUCUUACUGGUCAUAUGCGGCACAAUUGCACUAAAAAAAGUAUGGUGUCAUCAUUGUCAACAGCCCAGUUAAUUCCCAUACCAGCCCAAACUCCUGCAAGGGAUGGUCCUAGGAUAGGGGGUUUGGGGCCAACUGGCCCUCUAGCCUGUCUAACAGGGGAUCAGCCAAUGAUACAAGUAACGUUGACUUCUCGAGACAUCAGUAAAAGCUUUAUUAGACUCAGGCACUGAUGUCUCUAUUGUAUCUACUUCUGUUUGGCCUGUGCAAUGGGCGGCCUCCCCUGUCACAAACAUUAGUGGUGUUGGCGAUUUUUCUGCUACAAAACGCUCUAAGCACCUAGUGCAAUUUCAGCUUAAGGAAGAAAGAGUAAUCUCUCUCCUAUUACAUGUUGCUGCGUUGCCCAAUGGUUUGCAAAUGCUAGUUGGUCGUGAUAUUCUGUCCCAAAUUGGAAGUAGGCUCACUAAUCAGGAUUUAGUCUAAUGGUCACUGCAGCACCGCUACCUAUUCCUAUCAGCUGGAAAACGGAUGAAGCAAUAUGGGUGGAGCAGUGGCCAUUGUCGAAGGGACAUCUAGAAAUUGCACAAGCGUUAGUACAGGAACAACUUUGAGCAGGUCAUAUUUGACCUUCCACUAGCCCUUGGAAUACACCAAUCUUUGUUAUUCCAAAGAAAUCUGGCAAAUGGCACCUGCUGCACAACCUCCGGAAAAUCAGUGAUCAAAUGGAAACAAUGGGUGCCUUCCAAUAGCUGGGAAGUGCAAUUAAUCUCCCAUCUCUCUCAAUUUGGUCUUACGGUGGCACCGGAGAAAGUGCAACGCAUCUUUCCUAUGUUAUAUCUGAGUUGGAAAUUGUCAGAUGCUAUGAUAUACCCUCAAACUGCAGAAUUGAAAAUUGACAUUUCUACACUCACUGACUUACAAACUCUUUUAGGUCACUCAUAAUGGCUACGGCCAUCGGUUGGCAUUUCUAACGCUCAGCUAGAACAGUUCUUACAAUUGUUAAGGGAGAGACGUGCUAAUGUUGCGAUUGUGCUCACACCUGAGGCUAAGCAGGCUUUAGUUCAGAUUACGGCCCAAAUUCAAUCGGCAGCUAGCCAUCAUCAAUCCUUACUUCACAACAUUUCUCUUGUGUAUGUCCAGGAGAGGCAUGCGUUCGCAGUCAUCUGUCAAUGGAAAAAAACACUCACUUCUCCUCAAAACAGGCCUACUAAAUAAUCUCCUACUUCUCCUUCUGUGGUAUUGUGUUUUUUUUUGCUGGAAUGGCUGUUUCCCCCUGCUCAGCCUCGGUCAUCUUUGAUGACUCGUAUUGAUACAGUAGCUGAACUCAUUCAUGUGGGCAGAGACAGAGUUCUCUGCAUAGUGGGGCGUGAACCUGACGAUAUUAGUUUAUUCUUCACCUCGCUGUGGGCAGUGUGGGUGCGCUGUCACUCCCUCUCCUUGCAGUUGGCUUUAGAAGGGUACCCUGGUCGUUUGCAUACAGAACACCCAGAUCAGCGAGUAGCGCAGCUCCUGGAAAAUACUGACUGGGUUGAAAUACCUCGCUAUUCAAGACGACCAGUGAAUGGUCUCACAGUAUACUAAUGCUGGAUGCCGGAGCCACAUAGCUGUCUGUAUGUGGUGGGACAAUAGCUGGAAGCUUCAGUUUGUGCCACAGAGCCACAAGAUGGCUUACAAACUACGGAAAUAAAAGUGAUUUUGUUGGCCUUUACUGUGUGGCCAAAUGAACCUCUAAAUAUUGUAACCGAUUCCCUCUACACAGCUGGCAUAUGUCAAAGAACUGAGAAUGCCCACAUUAGAGACAACAAGAAUAUGUGGCUUAUCUCUAUGUUUUUACAUCUUAAACACACGUGUGGCAAAGAAAGGAACCAUAUUGUGUCAUCCAUAUUUGCAGCCACCUAAAUACACUUGGUUUAGGGGAGGAUAAUGCUUUAGCUGAUAAAUUGGCUAUGGUAACUCCUGUUAAUCUGUUUGAUGCUGCUCAUAGCUCUUAUGAGAUGUUUCAUCAAAAUGCCUGUGGUUUACAUAGACAGUUUAAUAUUGAAUGGUGCAAGGUUAAUAGUACAAACAUGUCCACAGUGCAGUCACCAUAACAGUGGCCUUGGGCUGGGGACCAAUCCCCAAGGCUUACGAGCAUUGGAAGUGUGGCAAACAGAUAUCACCCAUAUUGCAGAGGUCGACUGUGGUUUGUUCAUGUCACUACUGACACUUACUGUGGGUUUACAUGGGCCUCUCCUUUAGCAGGUGAAUCUGUUAAGCAUGUCAUUAAACAUUGGAUUGCAUCUUUUGCUAUCCUAGGAGUUCCAAAACAAAUUAGAAUGGGUAAUGGGCCGGCCUAUCAGUCACAGUCAGUAGAGUCUUUUUUGCAAAAGUGGAGAAUUCAACAUAAGUUUGGGAUCCCACAUACUCCUACAGGUCAGGCUGUUAUAGAACACGUGCAUGCUAUGCUAAAAGCGCAACAAAACCGAAUGGGUGAUGUAGGUGCUGUGCCAGAUUGCCUCAUGAGCGCUCUUUUCUCCCUUAACUUCUUUCCUGUAUGAGGAGGCUCACUGGUACCUGCUAUAACCUUGCAUCAUUCAAGCACUAGUAUGAGAGUACUAUCUGAGUCUGCAAAAGUACCUUACAGAGAUCCUGGAGAUUGGAAGGGCCCAAGUACUAUUAUAUUUGC